Molecule: messenger RNA, 2020 nt
Organism: Prorocentrum cordatum
Lineage: Eukaryota; Dinophyceae; Prorocentrales; Prorocentraceae
Source: the annotation of a GenBank genome assembly
CGCACUUCUGGUGAGAGUGUGCGGGCCCCGUUGGCUCCUACCUGCCACUCGUUCUCGUGGCCGCCGCCGCUUGGGCCCCACGACAUGCGUGAGCCGCACCGCCGCUCCGCUGGCGCUCCAGAGGCGAUGGGCCACCCGACGGGCGCGGGGAGCUUUGGGGCGAUGACGCCGCGAGGCCGCGCGCAGCCGGACGGGCUCGCCGAACGCGGGUCGCUGGAGGACGGCGCCGGGUGCGACGGGGUCGACGCGCAGCUCAGGGUGUCCGUUCCAGAGUGGCGCGGAGCGUCGCCCACGAUCUCGCCACGACUCCCCUCGAACUGCAGCCUGGAGCGAAAUCUGGAGCGGGAGUCCCCCCAGGAGUCCAUGUUCGGGGAGUUCCUCUGCGCCGACACCGUGCAGAGAACCACGUACCAGGAUCAGCCCGUGCGGUACUUCCUGUUCAUUAUCCUCGAGAGCAACGUGGUGAAGUCUCUGGUCGGCCUCGCCACAAUCUUGAGCUUCGUGGGCGUGGUCAAGGACACCGACGCACGUGCGACGGGCAGCCCUCUGCCCGAGUGGGCAACCCUGAUGGAGCACGCCCUCGUCGCGAUCUUCGCCCUGGAGCUGGCUCUCCGCCUCUACGUCGAGAGGACCGAGGCGCUGCGCAGCCUGCACAAUGUAGCUGGCGGAUCAUCGUUGUCUGCACUGGGGUGGCCGAGUACGUGCUCGUUCACUCGGGUGUCGACUCGGGUCUUCUGUCGAAGGUGAGGCUUCUCAGACUGGCGAGGAUGACGAAGCUGAUGCGGAUGGUCUACCACGUGCCGUUCUUUGUCGAGCUGAGGAAGCUGAUGUACAUGAUCAGCAGUUGCAUGAAGACCCUGUUCUGGUCAUUCUUGGUACUCGGGGUGGUCAUGACGAUGUGGUCGAUCGUGGCGGUGGAGCUCGUCCACCCUAAGGUCCUCGAGCUGUCGUCGCGGGGCCAGUGGUCCGAUUGCGAGAGGUGCAGCCGGGCUUUCUCCACGGUGUUCCACGCCAACAUCACCUUCUUUCAGACGAUUGUGGCAGUCGAAGAAGAAAAAACGCAUAAACAUCAACUUUUGUAACUCCGCGCGGAUUUCUUCGAUCCGCGCAGGGCCUUCCCGGCGCCGCUCCGACGCCGCCCCUGGCGCGCUCCGCGCGCCAGGGAGGGGGACACAGCGCGGAUCCAAGAAACCCGCGGUGAGCGCAAACGUUUCUGAUUACGCAGUUGUUUUUUCUAGGCAGGCGACAGCUGGGGCUUGAUGGCGAUCCCAGUCAUCGAGGCCCACCCGUGGUCCCUCUUCAUCUUCACUGGGGCCUUGCUGACCCUCGUGUUCGGUGUCCUCAACGUGAUCGUGGCCGUGGUCGUUGACGCCUUCGCGGAAGCGCGCGCCAAGGACGUGUUCACGAGGGCCCGCGAGAUGGAGUGGGACGAGCAGCAGGAGAAGAAGGUGUUGAGCAACAUCUUCAACAAAAUCGACACAGAUGGCAACGGCUCUCUGGAUUUCGAGGAGUUGAAAGAGGGGGCCAGGAGGCACCAGCAGUUCAGCCAUUUGCUCCGCGUGCUCGACAUCGAUACCCGUGAUCUGGAGGAAAUGUUCGUCAUGCUCGACCACGAUGGGUCUGGCGAUAUCAGCACGACUGAGUUCGUGGAGUGGAUGUACAGGAUGAAGAACACAGAUUCAAAGACGGUCAUUCAGUUCAUCAAGCAGAAGCUGACGAAGAUAGAGGAAAAGGUGCUCGAACAGGAGGACACCUUGGAGUCGCGACUGAACGACCUGGUGAAGUUCCAGUCCGAUUGCCUGCAGAAGCUGAAGGAGGAUACCUUCCAGCCCUGCCUGGCCGAGAUCUCGGCCCUCCUGGAGGAGGCCCUGCAGAGGAGCGAGUCGUGGCACCGAGGAGGUACGGCCCUCCUGGAGGGCGCCCGCGGCGCCGCGGAGCCCUCGGCCUGGGCCCCGGAGCGGUGCACGCGCCUGCGCGGCCCACGCCGGGAGGCCACGGCCGGCGGCGACCCCGCCGCCGG